AUGGAACAAAGUCUCCUUGUAGCAUUUUUAACUUCGGAUGAUGUGUUGGAGAUGAACACCGCGAAAUAUUUCAAUAAGCGUAACAAUAAUUCAUUUCUCUACCACAGACGACGAAUAAACGCCUACAUUAAUCUUACUUGUCUAAAGCUUCAACGGCAAUUCAUUAGAAAGAAAAAUGUCUUCGAGAAAUCUUCUAAUAAGCAAAGGGAGGAAUUGAUUAUGAUUGGAAUGAAUAAAUCUUUCAUGAAGAAUAAAUCAAUUUGUGUGAAGGAAUUUCUUGUGAUGGCCGCCCUUUGA
This is a messenger RNA of Clunio marinus, 297 nucleotides long. The record is from the annotation of a GenBank genome assembly. Lineage: Eukaryota; Metazoa; Arthropoda; Insecta; Diptera; Chironomidae.